AUGACAUGCAAAAUCUAAAUAGAUUUCAAAAUCGAACUAACGAAAUCAGUGAAGAUGUUGGAAAAAUUCGAUAUACAAGAAAAUUUCAUUCACGACAAAAAUUCGAGUUCAUCGCAAUUUUUCACAUUACCAGUUAAAUUUUAGUUAGUUUUAGUCAAACUAAGGAUUCUUACACAAAGUAUUUGAAAAAAAUCAACAAUGUAUGUUUUCAACAUUGAGAAAAUCAGAUUCUAAUCAAGUUCAUAAGUAAAAAACUUUUUUAAUUGAGAACAGUUCAAUACUGUUUAAAACAAAUGAGAAGGACUCAUUUCAAUGACAUUGAUGUUUAUUUUUGCUUCAUACUUCUGUUUCAUUUCAGUACCACUACGUGCAAGUUCCAUUGAUAUUCAUCCAAAUGCAAAAUGGUCACAGAAUGGUCUCACUGUUGCUGGAGGAAAUGGAUGGGGCAGUGAACUCAAUCAACUCAAUCAUCCAUUUGGUUUGUACAUCGAUGAUGAUCAAACGAUUUAUGUCGCUGAUCGGGGUAAUCACCGUAUUGUGGAAUGGAAAUCUCGUGAAACGAAUGGAAAAGUAGUUGCUGGUGGAAAUGGAGAAGGGAAUGGAACUAAUCAAUUAAACCUCCCAUAUGAUGUGAUUAUCGAGAAAGAGAGCGAUAGCCUCAUCAUCAGCGAUCAAGGGAAUAGCAGAGUAGUUCGAUGGCCUCAUCAAAAUGGUACUCGUGAAGAAACAAUUAUUUCAAAUAUCACUUGCGACGGUUUGACAAUGGACGACAAUGGUUCUCUCUAUGUCGUUGACGUUGGAAAACAUGAAGUGAGACGAUAUAAAAUUGGUGACACUAAAGGAACAGUGGUUGCAGGUGGCAAUGGAAAAGGAAAUCGUCUCGAUCAACUUUCUGAACCCCUCUACGUAUUUGUCGAUCGAGAACAUUCAGUUUAUGUGUCUGAAUAUGAAAAUAACCGUGUAAUGAAAUGGAAAGAAGGUGCAAAACAAGGCAUUGUUGUAGCCGGUGGUCAAGGAAAAGGAAAUAGUCUUACACAAUUGAAUGGUCCUAAUAGAGUCGUUGUGGAUCAGUUGGGUACUGUCUAUGUGACUGAUUGUUGGAAUAAUCGAAUCAUGCGUUGGCCAAAAGAAGCCACACAAGGAAGUGUCAUUGUUGGUGGAAACGGUAGAGGAGCACAGUCGAAUCAGAUCGCUUAUCCCAUAGGUUUAUCAUUUGAUCGAUAUGGCAAUCUCUAUGUCGCCGAAUGUGGAAAUAAUCGAGUACAAAAAUUUAAUAUCGAAUGA
Messenger RNA from Rotaria sp. Silwood1, 1284 nucleotides. The record is from the annotation of a GenBank genome assembly. NCBI's taxonomy places the organism in Eukaryota, Metazoa, Rotifera, Eurotatoria, Philodinida, Philodinidae.